CAGUAAUCCAUGAACUUUCAGUGCUGCCAAGUUAAAUCACGAGAUCAUGGGCUCUUUCAACAAAAAAAGAGUAGUUUCGAAUCAUAUUAUCUAUAAUACAUUGUCCCAGGAUGUCCAUUUCUUUGAAAGUGCGUGGUGAAAGCAGGAAUUUGGAAGUACAUUAUCUUCCAGCUAAAAUAGAUGGAGAUGGGAGAACUGAUGUAUCAAACUAUUUCAGUUCGUAUACACGGGUAGGUCAAGGCAACUUAUUGGCAAAUGCUAUUCGUGGUUUUCCGCUAAAUGGAGAAAUUGUUGAAGUACCAACAACCCAUAGCUCAUAUGUUUUACAAGAAACUGAGUUUUCGAAUACUGAAAAAUCGCGCAAUAUAUAUGUGACUGGUAGUUUCAAUAAUUUCUAUUAUUGGAAUUACGAUAAAAUGCCAAGCAAUGCAGAUGCAUACAAACAAGCUUUACAUUUAUUCAACAUAUCCAAAGAGUUUUCUGAACCAGUAUCUGAAACGGAUAUUCAAAUUGAAAUUGAGAAUAGGAGAAAAAUAUAAAAAAAACACUAUAUAAAGACUUUUAAUAAAAAUUGAAUUUAAUACUAGAAAUUAGAUUGUUAUGGAAAAUGGUGUCUACUCAUCUGCGUCAGCAAAACGCUCAUCAUUUAAAUUUAAAUUACGUAUACCUCCUUGGGCGUCUUCAGCGUCAUCUCUAGCACCAUUUCCAACAAGUACGGGGACAUUUUCAAGAUUAGUUCCGUCGUCAUCAUCCAUAAAAUCACUUUCUUCAGAAAGACUGUCAGCAGAAUCUGGAUGAAGGGCUUGGCACUCGGUCAUUGCCUGAAAUAUAAUAUCAACAGUAUUCACGUCAUCUGGAAGAAUCCAACAUUCAGUCAAAUGAUCAUCAGUGAUAUCGCCUUCAUCAUCAGUAACAUUCCCCUCAUCCACAUCACCAUUUCUUUCAUCAUCUAACUGUUGUUGCAUAGGAAUAAUUUCUCCAUUUAUCUGGUGCAAAAUUUCUGCGCCAUCAACAUUGCCAUUCAGAUUAAUAUUUGGAACAGACGCUCGCGUUUCUUUAUCGUAUACACCUCGCCACUCAAGAUUAUGAUCUAACAUAAAAUAUAUACAUUUGCUUGGUAUAGAUGAUAUCCCAUGCACGCUGAUUUGUUUCCAUAGUAUGGAAAUACCUUCACUCAUAUUUUCUGCCUGCCAUCCAAAAGAGCUAAUAAAUACAAAUAUACAUAUGUACAUACUUAUUGUUCAAUACGCCAAAUUUAUUUCACUAUUACUUUUGGCUUAUAUAUAAUGUUCCUUUUCCAACAAUUUUUUCUCCUAUUUUCAACUUGGUGUUAUUAGCAGUGUAAAUUAGACCAUCUUGAGGUGGAUUUAUAUGCGCAAUUAAAGCCAUUGCUUCCAAUUAAUUCUGCUUAAAAUAAAAUACCUUAAAAACUUGCAAUGCCGGCAUUUACAAGAUAUUUCUUAUUGUCUACAGAGGCAAUAGUAAAUAACUCGAUCAUCUUAGUAUAUAUUGCUUAUAUUUAAUAGUUAUUAGCGAAAUUAUCAUGAUAACUAUUGCCGGCAAUAAAUGUCAAUUAAAGUAGCCAUACACGAUACACUAGUGUUUUCGAAAGGUAUGAAAUAUUUUCAUUAUACACGACAUACAGAUCAUUGUUCUUAUAAAAUUAUUAUUAUAACAUUUUUAUGCAUUUGAUUGCAUUUUGAUAGUAACAUAAAUUAUCUCAGCAUUUAUUUUUUUCUAUCAUAUUGUACUCUAAAUUUGUCAUAUGUUUCCAAAUGAGUAAUUGUGUGCACAUAAGCUCAUACACGAUUUACUUGUGUGCACACCGAUCGUUAAAAAUAAAAAAUUUUUUGCCAACAUGCAUUCUUAUGUACACAUACAUGAGUAAUGGCCAAUUAACAUAGAACUUUUGCUUCGCUUUGCGUCAGACUUUUGUUUUGACAGAAAAGUUCGAAGCACGCUUUUGUGUGAGUACGUCCACAUAAAAAGUUAUCGACGCGAAACCGAGCAAAAUGUUGAGCAAUUCUCACAAUUUUACGCUUAGCCAAACAAUUGCUGUUAACAGUCGCCAUUUUUAUUAGAGAGAAACACUGAAAGCAAAGCGUUCAUUGUGGCAUACCCUUUGUUUUCAUUCACUUCAUUGUUCCAGUAUAAACUGUCACUCCUUAAAUCUUACUUGAGUACAUAUCAAUCGAAUGCACAUGUAUGUAGUGUAUGGCUUAUUUUAGGAAUUUAACAUGUUUGUUCUCAUUUCUACUACUACUGAAUUACUUGCAAUUGAUUAGGAGCUACUAUCUCUGGCAAAGAAAAAGUCUAGAACGAAUUCGACUCAAGUUAAAGCUGCAUCAUUGUCUGGAUCGGAUUCUGACUCAGACUGGGCGCAGGGGGCAAGUACCUCCACUGCUGCAAAAAAGACACGCAUAAAAAAAGUUAACAAGGAAUCAGAUUCAUCGGAUUCAGAAGAA
Molecule: messenger RNA, 2465 nt
Organism: Bactrocera oleae (olive fruit fly)
Lineage: Eukaryota; Metazoa; Arthropoda; Insecta; Diptera; Tephritidae
Biological process (GO): RNA catabolic process
Cellular component (GO): ribonuclease H2 complex
Source: RefSeq, a predicted model, not a curated record